AUGGAACAAAUUUUAGAUGAAAAGAUGUAUGUCAUAGAUUAAAAAUAAAAAGAUAAAUAUCCACUCACAAAUUAAAUAUCUUAAGAUUUUGAAGAUGAUACACAUAUAUAUCGUAUAAUAAGAUUAGGAAAGGAAUCUGUAAAAAUAAUGUAGGAUUUAAAGUGGGAAAGUAAUAUAUUAUAUAUAUUAUUUCUAGAAAGAUUACUUAAAGAAAGAGAAUGGAGAAAAUUGAGAGUAUGUUAAAGUAGAGGAUGGUUACAUUAUGCAAUUUUUGAGAAAGAACCAUACGUUUUGUUGUUCAAAAGAAAGAUUACAAAAAAUAAAAGAUUAUGA
Molecule: messenger RNA, 333 nt
Organism: Paramecium pentaurelia
Lineage: Eukaryota; Ciliophora; Oligohymenophorea; Peniculida; Parameciidae
Source: the annotation of a GenBank genome assembly